UCCAGAGAACAACGGGCUCAUUCAGCGGUCCGGAGCUGCCUGCGCGGGGGAGCGGCUGGGCGGAGAGCUCGACUCGUCCCGGGGGUGGGGCCCGACGCAUUGGCGAGAGGAGCCGAAGGUGGCCGCGGUAGCAGCGGCGCGGCAGCCUCGAACCCGGCCCCGAGAGCAGGGCGGCCGCCGCAGCUCGCAGCUCCCGGCCCCCCUCCCGGUGCACCGGCCCUCCCAUGGCGGCCGCGGGGCAGCUGUGGCUGCUCUACCUGUCCGCCGGGCUCCUACCGCGGCUCGGCGCCGCCUUCAACUUGGACACCCGCGAGGACAAUGUGAUCCGGAAAACUGGGGACUCCGGGAGCCUCUUCGGCUUCUCGCUGGCCAUGCACUGGCAGCUGCAGCCCGAGGACAAGCGGCUGUUGCUCGUGGGGGCCCCUCGGGCAGUGGCCCUUCCAUUGCAGAGGGCCAACAGGACAGGAGGCUUGUACAGCUGCGACAUCACCGCCCGGGGCCCUUGUACACGGAUUGAAUUUGAUAACGAUGCUGACCCUUUCUCGGAAAGCAAGGAAGAUCAAUGGAUGGGAGUCACCGUCCAGAGCCAAGGGCCAGGGGGCAAAGUCGUGACAUGCGCUCAUCGAUAUGAAAAAAGGCAACAUGUUAAUACAAAGCAGGAAUCCCGAGACAUCUUUGGAAGGUGUUACGUCCUGAGUCAGAAUCUUGAGAUUGAGGAUGAUAUGGAUGGAGGAGACUGGAGUUUUUGUGAUGGCCGAUUGAGAGGCCAUGAAAAAUUUGGUUCUUGUCAGCAAGGUGUAGCAGCUACUUUCACUAAAGACUUUCAUUACAUUGUGUUUGGAGCCCCGGGCACUUACAACUGGAAAGGGAUUGUUCGUGUAGAGCAAAAGAAUAACACUUUUUUUGACAUGAACAUCUUUGAAGAUGGGCCUUAUGAAGUUGGUGGAGAGACUGACCAUGAUGAAAGUCUAGUUCCUGUUCCUGCUAACAGUUAUUUAGGCUUUUCUUUGGACUCAGGGAAAGGGAUUAUUUCUAAAGAUGACAUCACAUUUGUAUCUGGUGCUCCAAGAGCCAAUCACAGUGGCGCUGUGGUUUUGCUAAAAAGAGACAUGAAGUCUGCACAUCUUCUCCCCGAGCACAUAUUUGACGGGGAGGGUCUGGCGUCUUCAUUUGGCUAUGACGUGGCAGUGGUGGACCUUAACAAAGACGGGUGGCAAGAUAUAGUUAUUGGAGCACCACAGUAUUUCGAUAGAGAUGGAGAAGUUGGAGGUGCAGUGUAUGUCUACAUUAACCAGCAAGGCAGAUGGAAUAAUGUCAAGCCAAUUCGUCUUAAUGGAACCAAAGAUUCUAUGUUUGGCAUUGCAGUCAAAAAUAUUGGUGAUAUUAAUCAAGAUGGCUACCCAGAUAUUGCAGUUGGAGCUCCCUAUGAUGAUAUGGGAAAGGUUUUUAUCUAUCAUGGAUCCGCGAAUGGAAUAAAUACCAAACCAACACAGGUUCUCGAGGGUAAUUCACGUUUUUUUGGAUAUUCAAUUGCUGGAAAUAUGGACCUUGAUAGAAAUUCCUACCCUGAUGUUGCCGUUGGUUCCCUCUCAGAUUCAGUAACUGUUUUCAGAUCCCGGCCUGUGAUUAAUAUUCAGAAAACCAUCACAGUAACACCUAACAGAAUUGAUCUCCACCAGAAAACAGCCUGCGGGGCACCUAGUGGAAUAUGCCUCAGGGUUAAGGCCUGCUUUGAAUACACUGCCAAACCCGACGGUUAUAAUCCUUCAAUAGUCAUUGUGGGUACACUGGAGGCUGAAAAGGAAAGAAGAAAAUCUGGGCUGUCAUCAAGAGUUCAGUUUCGAAACCAAGGUUCUGAGCCCAAGUAUACUAAAGAACUAACUCUGAACAGGCAGAAGCAGAAGGUGUGCAUGGAGGAAACCCUCUGGUUACAGGAAAAUAUCAGAGAUAAACUGCGUCCCAUUCCGAUAACUGCUUCAGUAGAGAUCCAAGAGCCAACCACUCGGAGGCGAGUGAACUCACUUCCAGAAGUUCUUCCAAUUCUGAAUUCAAACGAACCCAAGACAGUUCAUACGGAUGUGCACUUCUUAAAAGAGGGAUGUGGAGACGACAAUGUGUGUAACAGCAACCUUAAACUAGACUAUAAAUUUUGUACCCGAGAAGGAAAUCAAGACAAAUUUUCUUAUUUACCAAUUCAAAAAGGUGUUCCAGAACUAGUUCUAAAAGAUCAGAAGGACAUUGCUUUAGAAAUAACAGUGACCAACAGCCCUUCUAAUCCAAGCAAUCCCACAAAAGAUGGCGAUGAUGCUCAUGAAGCUAAACUUAUUGCAACUUUUCCGGACACUUUGACUUACUCUGCAUACAGAGAACUGAGGGCUUUCCCUGAGAAACAGUUGAGUUGUGUUGCCAACCAAAAUGGCUCACAAGCAGACUGUGAGCUCGGAAAUCCUUUCAAAAGAAAUUCCAGUGUUACUUUUUAUUUGAUUUUAAGUACAACUGAGGUCACCUUUGACACCACAGAUCUGGACAUUAAUCUGAAGUUGGAAACAACAAGCAAUCAGGAUAAUUUGGCUUCAAUUACAGCUACAGCAAAAGUGGUUAUUGAACUGCUUUUAUCGGUCUCUGGAGUUGCUAAACCUUCCCAGGUGUACUUUGGAGGUACAGUUGUUGGUGAGCAGGCUAUGAAAUCUGAAGAUGAAGUGGGAAGUUUAGUCGAGUAUGAGUUCAGGGUAAUUAACUUGGGCAAACCUCUUAAAAAUCUCGGCACGGCGACCUUGAAUAUCCAGUGGCCAAAAGAAAUUAGCAACGGCAAAUGGUUGCUUUAUUUGAUGAAAGUAGAAACUAAAGGAUUGGAAAAGAUAGAUUGUGAGCCACAAAAAGAAAUAAACUUUCUGGGCCUAAAGGAGUCUCACAACUCAAGAAAGAAACGGGAAAUUGCUGAAAAACAGAUAGACGAUAUCAGAAAGUUUUCUUUGUUUGCUGAAAGAAAAUACCAGACCCUUAACUGCAGUGUCAACGUGAAGUGUGUGAACAUAAGGUGCCCGCUGCGGGGGCUGGAUAGCAAGGCCUCUGUGAUUUUGCGCUCCAGGUUAUGGAACAGCACAUUUCUAGAGGAAUAUUCUAAAAUGAACUACUUGGACAUUCUCGUGCGGGCUUCCAUUGAUGUAACUGCUACCACCGAGAAUAUCAAGCUGCCAAACGCAGGCACUCAGGUUCGUGUGACUGUGUUUCCCUCAAAGACUGUAGCGCAGCAUUCAGGUGUCCCAUGGUGGAUCAUCCUCGUGGCUAUUCUUGCUGGAAUUUUGAUGCUUGCUCUGUUAGUUCUUUUAUUAUGGAAGUGUGGUUUCUUCAAGAGAAAUAAGAAAGAUCAUUAUGAUGCCACAUAUCACAAGGCUGAGAUCCAUGCUCAGCCAUCUGAUAAAGAGAGGCUUACUUCUGAUGCAUAGUAUUGAUCUACUUCUGUAAUUGUGUGGAUUCUUUAAACGCUCUAGGUACGAUGAUAGCGUUCCCCGAUAUCAUGCUGUCAGGAUCCGGAAAGAAGAGCGAGAGAUCAAAGAUGAAAAAUAUAAUGAUAACCUUGAAAAAAAACAGUGGAUCACAAGGUGGAAUGAAAAUGAAAGCUACUCCUAGGGGGGGCCAAAGAAGCUUCACAGUACCCAAACUGCUUUUUUAAUUUUUCCCAACUCAGAAAUUCAAAUGGAUUUAAAAGCCUGUUCCAAGACCUGAAUAUUGGUUUCAGACAGACUACAUACAGUACGAACGUACAGUUUUAACUGCUGUGGACGUUGUUACGUACUCUAAGGCUCCUGUUUUGCACAGCCAAAUUUAAGACUGUUGGAAUGGAUUUUUCUUUUACUGCCUUAAUUUAACUUUUCGAGUUGCCUUUGUUUUCGGUGUGGCUGAUUUACGUGUGCCGGGGAAGGGCCUGCCCUGUUAUGCUCAUAUGACAUCCUCCCAAUAGUGUAGCUGGAAGAAGGCACCCACAGUCACCAUGGCAACAGAGUGACCAUCCUAACCUCGGCACUGCCUCUGCAAACAUUCUUCCCAUAGGACUGGAGAACCUGCACGUUUAACUGUCCCACAGCACAAGACAAUGCCCUUAGGGGUAGUUGUGUUUGAAUUUAAAGUACUAUCUUAAAAUUAAAUGUGCAAUAGAAGGUGAUGUUGCCAUCCUGCCAUCUUUUUCCAUUUCCUAGAAGUGUGAAUACUUGCUCCCACCAAAUACAUACAGGUUCCAUUCUCCCUUUU
Molecule: messenger RNA, 4248 nt
Organism: Rhinolophus ferrumequinum (greater horseshoe bat)
Lineage: Eukaryota; Metazoa; Chordata; Mammalia; Chiroptera; Rhinolophidae
Gene: ITGA6
Product: integrin subunit alpha 6
Exons: 26
Coding region: 225-3446 (1073 amino acids)
Biological process (GO): integrin-mediated signaling pathway; leukocyte migration; cell-matrix adhesion
Cellular component (GO): integrin complex; external side of plasma membrane
Molecular function (GO): integrin binding
Source: RefSeq, a predicted model, not a curated record